AUGCAUAAAAAAAUAGACUACUAUCUGAUAAAACAACAGAAGGGUGAGGUUCAGAAAAGUGUGGAGAGGACAGAUGGUGUGCUGGAGAAGGGUGAGUUUGAGAAAAGUGUGGAGAGGACAGGUGGUGUGGUGGAAAAGGGUGAGAUUGAGAAAAGUGUGGAGAGGACAGGUGGUGUGCUGGAGAAGGGUGAGAUUGAGAAAAGUGUGGAGAGGACAGGUGGUGUGGUGGAGAAGGGUAAGAUUGAGAAAAGUGUGGAGAGGACAGUUGGUGUGGUGGAGAAGGGUGGUGUGGUGGAGAAGGGUAAGAUUGAGAAAAGUGUGGAGAGGACAGUUGGUGCGCUGGAGAAGGGUGAGACUGGGAAAAGUAUGGAGAGGACAGGUGGUGCGCUGGAGAGGGGUGAGAUUGAGAAAAGUGAGAGUGACAUUUUGCUAUCCGUUCCAGAUGAUACAGAAGAGUGUAUAUGA
This is a messenger RNA of Haliotis rufescens (red abalone), 465 nucleotides long. RefSeq lists its product as uncharacterized. The transcript is spliced from 2 exons. Bases 1 to 465 code for a protein of 154 amino acids. The record is from RefSeq and is a predicted model, not a curated record. Lineage: Eukaryota; Metazoa; Mollusca; Gastropoda; Lepetellida; Haliotidae.